Molecule: messenger RNA, 2568 nt
Organism: Bombina bombina (fire-bellied toad)
Lineage: Eukaryota; Metazoa; Chordata; Amphibia; Anura; Bombinatoridae
Product: fibroleukin-like
Exons: 4
Coding region: 12-1298 (428 amino acids)
Source: RefSeq, a predicted model, not a curated record
UGUGCAGGAACAUGCUGCUGAUGACUUUGUUGCUCAGUCUGCUGGAUUUAGGGGCAAUGGGGUCUGAAAGCCCUGACUGCAGUGAGAGGAAAGACGACCCUGCUUGCUUGGAGUUACUGGUAGCCAUGCCACCUCAGGACGCCAGCUGUGAUGGACCUGUAAGCUGCAGACUGCACUUCCUCUCGCCAGAUGAGCAGCCUGAGGAGGUUAAAGAGCAACAUCAUGACACUCACCAAGAGUUCAAGCAGACCAUGAAGCAGGCUGGAGCAGAAGGAGGGGGCAAACAGCAAAGCCCCAAAGCCAAAAAUGUGGCAGAUAGGUUGAACUUAGUGGAGACCAGCAUCAUCUCCAUCACCUCUAAGCUCCAGAAACUGCAGGAAGAGACCAAGGUGAAUCUGAGCAGGAUAGAGGACAGGCUGAACUCCCUGGUGGUGCUGCUCCUGGGUAUCCUGACUGGAUGUGAGAUGCCCUGUAAUGAGUCAGUGCAGAGACUGUCACUGCUAGAAAGUCGACGUCUCAAGACGCUGGAGACAAAGGAGGAUCUUCCACUGAGUGUGAAAGGAGCAGGGAAUAUGGGAUCACCUGUUGAGUCUUCGGAGAAGCCAGAAAGAUUGUUUCCGAGAGACUGUGCUGAGAUCCACAAACAAGGAAUUAGAGACAACGGGAUUUACACCAUCCAGCCGAUCCCACUGAGGCAACCAUUUGAGGCCUAUUGUGACAUGGUUACGGAUGGCGGAGGAUGGACCGUAUUCCAGAGGAGACAAGAUGGUACAGUAGAUUUUAAUCGUACCUGGCAGGACUACAAGCUGGGGUUUGGCAGUUUACAGGGGGAGCAUUGGUUAGGAAAUGAGAACCUACACAGCCUUACCAGGCUCGGCCAACACAUCCUACGGAUAGAACUGGAGGACUGGUAUGGUGUCAAGAGGUAUGCUAUCUACAAAAAGUUUAAAGUAGCCAGCGAACAAAACAAAUACAAGCUAACAGCCAGGGAGUAUAACGGUAAUGCCGGUAAUGCACUAAGCUACAGUCGAAACUACAACCACGACCAUAAGUCCUUCACAACUCAUGACAGUGACAAUGACAAUUAUCCAUCAGGAAAUUGUGGCACCUACUAUGGAGCUGGAUGGUGGUUUGAUACUUGUCUUGCUGCCAAUCUGAAUGGGAAGUACCAUCGCGGCCGGUACAGUGGCUUGACCAAUGGCAUUUACUGGGGUACAUGGUAUAUCCUCACAGACAAAAGGACAAACCAGAAAUAUUCAUUUAAGAAAGUAGAGAUGAAAACCAGAAUUCUUAAUUAAAGUGAUUCUAUCGAUGAGACUAAAAACUUUUUUCUUUUUCAAAGUUUACCCAGCAGUAUAAUAUAAUAAUCUGGAUAAUCAGAAGCUGAAUGUGAUUUAUCUUCUAUGGCUUCAUUUUAAGAUGGACAGCUAAGUAAUAUGUUCUCACUUCUGAAUUAGUUUGGUGAGUGAAAUCUGAACAAAUAUGAAACAUUCACAAACGGACUAGCAGCCACUGAGUAUAUUUUUGUACAGAGAAUAAUAUUACAUAUAGACAUUUAAAGAGAAACUAUAACCCCUAUCUUAUUUAUAAGGUGAAAGAGUUAAAGUGCACCGGUCAUGGUAAUCACUAGAUCAUUUUACAAAAUAGCUGUUGUGCUACAUUAGAGUUCUGUUGAUUAAAGAAAUAUCCUAAUGCAAACAAAAAACAAACAAACACAUGCUCUGAUUCGAUUGGCUCAUCAGCGGUUUCCUUCUCUGGAGAAACUUGCUUGCUGCUCCGGAGCAGAAUUUUACUUGUGUUUUUAACACAUAUUUGUGAGUUAAAGAUUUAGAGGUUAAACACAAUCCUUUAGAAACAUGAAUCUAAUGAUUAUUAACACAAGAACACCAUUAAAGUCUAGAGAUUUUUGCAGAUAAAUCAUUUGAUAAGAUAGAAUUUCCCUUUAAGUGCUGGCAUAGUUUUGCCUUUGUAAUGAAUUGUGCACCAGUUUGUGGCAUACUACGGGUAUUUGCGGCACUUUGUAAUAAAUUUGUGUAGUGAAAGGGAGCGAAUAUGGGAACUGCGGAUUAACUAAAUUUUCGUUAGCCAGUGCAAGAACUAAAGAGUGCACAGCUCCUUAAGUCAGUACUGGGAGCUGCAAAAUAAACACACUGAUAUAAUAGGUACAGAUAUGGAUCACGAAAAGGUAUCAAGUUUAGAACAAAUGCAAAAUAAAUAUGCAACCUUACUUUAUCUGAGCUGCCUAAUAACGACUCCUCCCUCAGGCUGAUAAGAUGGGCACUGGAGUGCACUGCUCAGCCGGUGCAGGAGCUCAUUUGUAAUAAACCGCAAAGCUGUGUAUAAGAAAAAAAACAUAAGUCUGCUUUGUUUUAUUUUUGCAGUGGAAGCAAUACAUUAUAGUGCAUACAUCGUUUGAAUGUCUGUUCAGAAAAUACAGUAUACAAUGCAAUGAAUAAUGUUACCGUAAACAAUUGCUAUCAUCACAUUUGUUUUGAAACUGUAAUAGUUUUAUUGUUUAUUUUGUAUUUUUACACAAAAAAGACAUUUCUCUGGUCUAGAAAAUGUAAA